AUGGCUAUUGUUUCAUUUUCCCAGUCUAUCCAACCGAGGUGGCAGGACCGUCAAAAUGACCUAACUGGCUUUUCUAUUCAAAACACUAAGAUGAAGAGAAGAAAUCGGCUUUGCGUCAAGUACGGAGAAUAUAUAGACCUAUCAGAGGCAUCAACUAUGCGUUUCAUCUCAAAAAAUACUUCCAUCCCAGUUCCCAAGAUACACUGCGCUUUCACACAUAAGGGUUAUUCCUAUAUCGUGAUGGAAAGGAUUAAAGGGGACAUGAUUGGCAUGGGCUGGGUUCAUCGAAACGAAGAAUCAAAAGCGAAGCUUCUUACACAGUUGAAGGCGAUGGUCCAGGAAAUGCGAGCAAUCCCACCUCCGGGGGGGACGGGGGUCUCUUCUGUUGACGGCGGAGCUUUAUAUGAUUGCCGCUUACCGAGCCCUACCCUACGCUUCGGGCCCUUUCCAAGCGUCCAAGCCUUUCACCGGCAUUUACGACGAGGCAUGGAGUUUGACCCAGGACUUGACUUCGAAGUAAAAGAGUUGAUUCGACAGCACGAGCGUGAUUGGCCUAUCGUGUUCACUCAUGGCGACCUCAGCAGCUUGAAUAUCCUCGUCCGUGGCGAUGAUGUUGUUGGAAUCAUUGAUUGGGAAAUUGCCGGUUGGUAUCCGUCUUAUUGGGAAUAUACUACAGCUUGCCAGGUCAAUCCACAGAAUCCCUUUUGGCUCAACGAGAUCGACAAGUUUAUCGCCCCCAUGCCAGACGAACUAAAGAUGGAAAAAUCACGUCAAAAAUAUUUUGGGGCUUUCUGA
This is a messenger RNA of Aspergillus nidulans FGSC A4, 795 nucleotides long. RefSeq lists its product as uncharacterized. The transcript has 2 exons. NCBI's taxonomy places the organism in Eukaryota, Fungi, Ascomycota, Eurotiomycetes, Eurotiales, Aspergillaceae. The record is from RefSeq and is a predicted model, not a curated record. The coding region runs from base 1 to 795 and encodes 264 amino acids.